Messenger RNA from Diceros bicornis minor, 4470 nucleotides. RefSeq names its product ankyrin repeat and LEM domain containing 2 (gene ANKLE2). The record is from RefSeq and is a predicted model, not a curated record. Gene Ontology annotation, molecular function: protein phosphatase 2A binding. The coding region runs from base 16 to 2886 and encodes 956 amino acids. Lineage: Eukaryota; Metazoa; Chordata; Mammalia; Perissodactyla; Rhinocerotidae. The transcript is spliced from 13 exons. Gene Ontology annotation, biological process: negative regulation of phosphorylation. Gene Ontology annotation, cellular component: endoplasmic reticulum.
GCGGCGGCGGCGGCGAUGCUGUGGCCUCAGCUGGCGGCGGCCGAGUGGGCGGCGCUGGCCUGGGAGCUGCUGGGCGCCUCGGUGCUGCUGAUCGCGGUGCGUUGGCUGGUGCGGCGGCUGGAGAAGCGGCCGCGGGGCCUGGGCCGGAGUGGGGUCCGCGACCCCCUGCUCUGCGCGGCCGCGGGCCCGGCCCCCGACCCAGGUGAAAUGACAAUGGAUGCCAUCUUGGCUCGACUGAAACUCCUGAAUCCAGAUGACCUUAGAGAAGAAAUUGUCAAAGCUGGAUUAAAAUGUGGACCCAUUACAUCAACUACAAGGUUCAUUUUUGAGAAAAAAUUGGCUCAGGCUUUGUUAGAGCACGGAAGAACACUGCCUUCACACCCUACCAACCACGAUGCCCCAGGUGCCACAUCUCUCAGCCAGGACACACAAGAGAUUUUGAAGUCUGCUGUAGGGAGCCAGGCUGAGCAGGUCAGCUUUUCUGAAGACCGAGAUUUUGGUUAUAGUGUGGGCUUGAACCCUCCGGAGGAAGAUGCUGUGACAGCUAAGACCUGCUCGGUGCCCUUCAGUGCUGCGGCUGGGGUCGAUGGCCACAAAGCCGUGGUGAGGGCCUCUAUGGAGCCACCUCUGUAUUAUGGGGUGUGCCCGGCAUACGAGGAUGCCCCAGCGAGAAAUGAAAGGAUUCAUGUUUAUGAAGAUAAAAAGGAAGCGUUGCAAGCUGUCAAAAUGAUCAAAGGAUCCCGAUUUAAAGCUUUUUCAAGGAGAGAAGAUGCAGAGAAAUUUGCUAGAGGAAUUUGUGACUAUUUCCCUUCUCCAAACAAAACCUCUUUACCACUUUCUCCUGUGAAAAUAGCACCACUCUUUAGCAAUGAUGGUUUGUACUUACCUGAGUCAGAAACAGUAAACAAAGAGCGAGCAAACAGUUAUAAAAAUCCCCGUACACAAGAUCUCACUGCCAAACUUCGAAAAGCUGUGGAGAGGGGAGAAGAAGACACCUUUUCUGAUCUUAUCUGGAGUAAUCCCCGAUAUCUAAUUGGUUCAGGGGACAACCCAACCAUCGUACAGGAAGGAUGUAGGUACAAUGUCAUGCAUGUUGCUGCCAAAGAGAAUCAGGCUUCCAUCUGCCAGCUGACUCUAGAGACCCUGGAAAACCCUGAAUUCAUGCGGCUUAUGUACCCGGAUGACAACCCGAGCAUGCUGGAGAAACGCAUUUGUUACAUCGUCGACCUGUACCUGAACACUCCUGACAAAAUGGUCUAUGACACACCAUUGCAUUUUGCUUGCAAGUUUGGGAAUGCAGAUGUGGUCAGCGUACUUUCUUCACACCCUUUGAUUGUAAAAAACCCAAGGAAUAAAUAUAAUAAAACACCUGAAGAUGUUAUUUGUGAAAGAAGCAAAAAUAACUCUGCGGAACUGAAGGACCGGAUUAGAGAAUAUUUAAAGGGUCAGUACUACGUACCACUCCUGAGAGCAGAGGACACGUCUUCUCCAGUGAUCGGGGAGCUGUGGUCUUCAGACCAGACGGCCGAGGCACCUUACGUCGGCCAUGGUGGAGGCAGCCCCAGAGACCCCAUUUUGACCCUGCGAGCCUUCGCAGGGCCCCUGAGUCCGUCCAAGGCAGAAGAUUUUCGCAGACUCUGGAAAACCCCGCCUCGAGAGAAAGCAGGCUUCUUUCACAAUGUCAGAAAAUCGGACCCAGAGAGAGGCAUUGAGAGAGUGGGAAGGGAGCUGGCUCAUGAGCUGGGGUAUCCCUGGGUCGAGUACUGGGACUUUCUGGGCUGCUUUGUUGAUCUGUCUUCCCAGGAGGGCCUGCAAAAACUAGAAGAAUAUCUCACUCAGCAGGAAGUGGGCAAAAAGGCCCAACAAGACACGGGAGAAAACGAAGCCUGCUGUCAGGAGAACGCCUCUGCCUUUGCCCAUCGUAGGAAGUGCAGCAAUUCCAUUUCUGUGAGGGCGUUUCUAGAUGAAGAUGAUGACAUGAGCUUGGAAGAGAUUAAAAAUCGGCAAAACACAGCUCGAAACAACACCCAGCCUACAGUCGAUGUUUUUGGAGACUCACGGUGUGAAAUCCUUCCCUUGGAGCAGAAGACAAACCUUAUAGAAGCCUCAUCCUCGACCAGUUCCCACAGCAGCAGAAAUGGGUUUUGUAGUCCCCUGAGUGGCAGCAAGACCCUGAGUGGGAAGAGGCCCAAGGCCCCGAGCCAGGAGGAAGCCCUCGUGGCACCUGUCUCCAGCUUGACUGUUGAGUUUGAUAAACUGAAUUUGCAGAAUCUAGGAAGUAGCUUUUCUAAGACAACAAGUAAAAAUCUGAAAACCAGAGAUAAGAAGACCCUGACAUCAGGAGUGGACGGAGUAGAAAGUGACUCGUUAGAACCUCCUCCUGACAAACUUGGAAAUAGCCAACUAAGGACAGAAAGUGAAAUGUCAGCCGGAAUUGCUAAGAUGUGCCUGGGUCCCAACAGUCCCCGGCACGAGGCCCAGCAUAGCUGCACUUCUGUGUUCUUGGCGCCCUCGAGGGUCCCCGCCAUGAAGGAGGCCGGCCAGAGGCUCUUUCUUUUUGGAGAGGAGCCAUCAAAACUGGAUCAGGAUGUUUUGGCAGCUCUGGAGUGUGCAGACGUGGACCCUCUCCAGUACCCAGCUGUGCACAGAUGGAAGAGUGCUGUCCUGUGCUUCCCGCCCUCCGACAGACAGAGUUGGCCAAGCCCGGCACUGAAGGGGAAGUCGAAGUCUCAGCCGCCAGAGCUCGGUUGCCCUCACAGCUGCAGCCCUGGGAAGCCCGGCCCCGGCCCCCACUCCCCUGGCCUGGGCAGCCCUGGGCGCUACAGCCCCGCAGAUGGGGGCCGCCUUCGCAGGAUGGCUCGCCUGGCCCAGCUUGCCACCUUGUAGGGCCAGUGCACACUGCUGGGGCUUGUAUUUCAGUCUUCAUGUUUAAAGAAAGAAGGGUAAUAAGUUAAUUGCGAAAAUUUCACAGGGAAGAAUAUGUUCUGAUUAAUUUAUUAAUCUUCGUUUUGAGAGUAAAAGAGUUUUAGAAAAUGCAAGUAUUCUGUAUAAAAUUUAGAUUUUUGAUAUUUUGGGAGAACUUGAAAGCAAACUCAGAUAAAAAUAUUCUGAAAACUGUCAGUGUGGUAGUGAUACAGGCUUCAGUUAGCCAUUCCUGGUUGACAUAUAACAGAGGAGGGUACUAAGGCAGUUUGUGCCAGAAAGUCCGAGUGAGUGCCCGAGGAGGGGUUGGCUGUGUUGGCAGCAGCAGCACCUCACUUCAAUUCAGUUCUUAAAGAUGAGUUUUGUGCCAUGUUCCUUUUUGGGGAGGGUCUUUGACUUUCUAGUUUGUGAUAGAAAAUCCUCUUUGCUUUGCCAGUUGAUCCCAGUUGGUUAGACGAAUUGAUAAGGUGGAUGGAUGUCCAGAAAUAAAUGAACCUUGACUGUGUCUUAGACUUGCAACGAUAUUUAUGAUUUGGGUCAUUAAAAACAUUUUAAUUAGUGACCAGAAUAUAAAAUUAUCUUUUCUCUUGGAAAAAAUCUAGCCCUUAGAGUCGUGCAGAUAGUCACACAGAACUCACUAGCAGUCACCAGAAGGUGUUUUUUUUUUCUGCCAGCACUUGAGCUUUCACAGUGAUCUUGAUUUAGUUGCCAAUAUAGUGGUAAUAAAAUGAUCUGUGAGUUGUUCUCUAGUUUUGAAAUUCAUCCUAUAUUUUAGAAUUCAUUUCAAUUGGAUUAUAAAAGAGCGUCGUGUUUUACUACAGAAACGAGAGGUUGACUUUUGACAGCUUUGAGUCCCAAUUCAUUGACUUGAGCAUGGUUUAGUUUAGCCUUCCCCUUGGCUGUAACCUUCUGGAGGGUCUUUGCACGGAGCCUGGGACCCACGCAGUGCCGUGCGCCUCGAGGAUGCCGGAGACCAGAGACCAGACAACAGAGUGAGGGCUGAUUUCUUUCUGGGUGUUACAAACGACACAAGCAGAAUUCUCUGAACAUUUCCAGUGUUUUCUCCAAAUGAGAAACUCCACCAGUGCUUUUGCUAACUUCAGUGCCUUUUAUAAAUCAUUUUUGAUUUUUGUAAACUUGCUUUUUGAGAAUAGACAGUGAUACUAAAUAGGUGUGAGAUCCUUUUUUGUUCGUUAAGUUUUGUUCAUAAAAUUUCUAAACUAAAACUUGUAUUUAAAAAAGCUUAUUUCUUUUAUGUGAUUACAGGAGACAGGUCAGGAGUAUGGAAUCAAGAUUUAGAUUUUAAAAUUCAAAAAGUUGUUACACAGGGUGUUUCCACUUGUGUAGCAGACAAUCUAGAUAUGAGAUAGAAAAAUACAUUCUCUUCUAAAAACCAAACGGCCUUUUUAAAAGGCAUCUUUGUUCUCAAAACUCAGAAUACAGUUUUAUAUUCACAGUAAUGAUCUGUUUUCUCUAAAAUCUUACCAUACUGUCCUGUAUAUUGUUGUAAAUAUUCAGGUGGAAAUUAAAAUAGUGUUUUUGCCCUAA